AUGGAUGUUUCAUUGAAACGAUUCGAUACAAAUAAAGAAGAUUCGAAAAGUCUUCAUAAAAUUCGUAAUCGAAUUCAAUCAUUAGUUCAAUCAAUAAACAGAUCAGGUGUUCAUAGUGUAAGCUACAUGUCUGCCGCCGGAUUUGAAUAUACAGGUGAUGGAGAUACAGUUCGUUGUAAGGACUGUGGACUUGAAGUAUCCAAUUGGACAUUAGAUAUGAAGCCAUUUAUUAUUCAUUCGACAUGCCAACCUAAAUGUUCAUUUGUCUGCUCUAUGGUGCCAGCUUCAUUAUCAAAUAUGACUGCUUCUUCCUCUUCGCGAAUAAUUGCUAUUAGAAAGGCAUCGAUAUCAAAUGAAGAAGAAAAUCCUUCUAAACGUCGAAAAAUCGAAAUAAUGGGUUCGGAGUCUGUUUCAAAUACUUUAUUUGAAGUAGAAUCAAUUCAACAAGUGCGAAGACGUACUUUUUCUCAUUGGUUAGAUCGUACUAUUCCAUCAAGUGCACAAAUGAUUGAAGCUGGAUUUUUUAAUUGCAAUAUUGGUGAUCGAGUAAUAUGUAUUUAUUGCAAUCUUAUUUGUCAACAAUGGACACCAUACAUAGAUGAUCCAUGUGAAGUGCAUAAAACACUUUCACCUACUUGUAUAUAUGUCAAAGCAAAACUGAUACAUCCUGUAGCUUCUCCUAUAAUUAUUGUCAAUGACGGUUCAACACAAACAACUUCAGACAAUUGUUCAUCAACAUCAAUGAAUCUCGAUCCAUUAGGAUCUAAUGAUAUUGUAUUUACAGCUUCAUGUAAUCCAGCUUAUUCAGAAAUACCAAAACGUCAUGCAUCUUUUGCAACAUGGUCCAAUGAAGAUUUACCACCAGUAGAUGAUUUAGUUCGAGCAGGAUUUUUUUAUACAGGUGCAAAAACUAUUGUUACUUGUUUUUAUUGUAAUGGAUCAAUAAAAAAUUGGCAUCGAAAUGAUAGUCCCAUGAUUGAACAUGCUCGUUGGUUUCCACAUUGCGCAUAUGCUCGACAAUUAUGUGGUGAUGAUUUAUAUCGUAAUAUUCAAGAAUUCAAACAAGCAAAGCGAAAACGUACCAGAACCCAUGAAUUGAAAGAAAGAACAAGUUCUAGUAAUAUGUUAAAUACUAACUUAGCAACAAAUAGUCAACUAUUAUUAAUACCUGAUGAAAGUACUUUAUUCAGACUUGUUGCUGCUCGAUUAGAUUUACCGAUGUCACAACGUUUAUUAGAUCAAAAUUUUAAAUUAUCUAUUAUUAAGCGAUGUUGGGAAGAUCAAUUACGAAUAAAAUAUGCUGAUUUUGUAUAUGAGUAUGAUUUGUAUAUUGCUUGUGUAAUUCUUCAAAAACAAAUUGAACAUAUUGAUGGUAAAAAAGAAAAUAUUGUCAUACCAAGCCUAAAAAUGAAACAAGUCAGAGAACAAAAUGAUAUUUGUAUGCAUGAAAAAACAUCAACUAUAUCUAAUGUUGCUCAAUCAGUGUCAAAUCUUGCAGAUGUUGAAAUGACUGAAUCAUUCCAAUCAUUAAGAAAUGAAUCUACAUCUUCUCAAUCUUCUAUUGUUUCCACAUCGAAACCAACAAUCACUGGUAAUGAAUGUGAAACAGAAACAACUAAACAAAGAAUUGAUGCUGCGCCAUCCAAUCCCUGCGUUCUGUGCCUGGAGGAGGAAAAACGAAUAGCUUGUAUGCCAUGUGGUCACCUGGCCACAUGUGUGGCAUGUGGUCAUUCAUUACGAUCGUGUCCAAUAUGUCGACAAGAAAUCCAAGCAUUCGUUAGAAUUUAUAUCUAG
Rotaria sp. Silwood2 is the source of this 1794-nucleotide messenger RNA. Lineage: Eukaryota; Metazoa; Rotifera; Eurotatoria; Philodinida; Philodinidae. The record is from the annotation of a GenBank genome assembly.